AGGGGAAGCGCCGAGGGGGAGGCGCCGCCCGGGCGGGCGCCCCGCCGGCCGCAGGAAAGUGAAAGGGCCGCCGGGGCCUGGGCGCGCCGCCCCAGGAAGUCGCGAGCAGGAAGCGCCCGCGGCGGCGGGGCCGGGCGGCGGGGCGCGGGCCUGGGGGCGCAGGCUCUGCAGCCACGCUGCUGAUCCAGGUGACCUGGCGACCAGGCCCGCGAGCAGGACACUGGAAAGCCCCUUGCCCCAGAGCCAGCUUUGAACUUCUCAAGGCACCGUCCCAAAGCCGGCCUUCCCUGUCGUCUCCCUGAGCUCAGGGCCUGGAGAGGGCGCGCCGCCGCGGAUUCAAAUUGGAGAGCAGAGCCGCCGCGGGAAGCGAGAGGCGAGGCGAGACCCGCAGGAGAGCCCCCGGCUCUCCAGCCUGAGUUGGCUGCCUGCGGAACAAGAGAGCUGCAGAGAGCCGGGCUUAAGAACCUGUUUAUGAAGCGUCUCCUUCCGUGACCGAGCUCCGCCAUCAGUGCGACAUAAAUGGCCCGACUUCCCCCUGGCAUUCGCUUCAUCGUCUCGUUCUCCAGGGAUCAGUGGUACCGAGCCUUCGUUUUUAUUUUGACAUUUUUGCUGUAUGCAAGUUUUCACUUAUCUCGAAAGCCUAUCAGCAUCGUUAAGGGUGAGCUGCACAAGUACUGCACUGCUUCUAAUGAGGCCGAAGUCAGAUUCAACGGCCAGAGCCAAAAAACCAGCGACACCCCAGCUCACCAGCUCCCAGACAAUGAGACCAACUGCGGCUGGGCCCCGUUUGAUCAGGACAACUACCAGCAGCUGCUGGGGGCCCUGGAUUACGCCUUCCUGUGCGCCUACGCCGUCGGCAUGUACCUGAGCGGGAUCAUAGGGGAACGUCUGCCAGUGCGGUACUACCUGACGUGUGGCAUGCUGGCCAGUGGUGCUUUUACAGCCCUGUUCGGGUUCGGCUAUUUCUACAGCAUCCACAGUUUUGGUUUCUACGUGGUCACUCAGAUCGUCAACGGACUGGUACAGACCACCGGCUGGCCCAGCGUCGUCACCUGCCUCAGCAACUGGUUUGGAAAAGGGAGGCGGGGUUUGAUCAUGGGAGUCUGGAAUUCCCACACCUCUGUGGGCAACAUUUUGGGGUCCUUGAUCGCUGGCUACUGGGUGUCCACCUGCUGGGGCCUGUCCUUCAUCGUGCCCGGGGCCGUGGUGGCAGCCAUGGGGCUGGUGUGCUUUCUCUUUCUCAUCGAACAUCCCAGAGACAUCGCCUGCUCGUCCUCGCUGGCCAUGCAUCCUAAAGGCUACGAGAACGGCACGCACAGGUUUCGGCUGCAGAAGCAAAUCUUAACGGAGGAGAAGAACAAGCCCCUGGACCCAGAGACGCAGUGCUUACUGCUGUCGGAUGGAAAGCGCUCGGGCCACCAGAACCACGUGGUCGUGCUCCCGGACGGCGGCAGUGGCGUGGCCGCCAUCAGCUUCAUGGGGGCCUUGAAAAUCCCCGGCGUGGUGGAGUUCUCUCUGUGUUUGCUGUUCGCCAAGCUGGUCAGCUACACCUUCCUCUUCUGGCUCCCGCUGUACAUCACCAACGUGGACCACCUGGACGUCAAGAAGGCCGGGGAGCUCUCCACGCUCUUUGACGUGGGCGGGAUCUUUGGUGGGAUCCUGGCGGGUGUGAUCUCAGACCGACUGGAGAAGAGGGCCUCCACCUGCGGCCUGAUGCUGCUGCUCGCGGCCCCGACGCUCUACGUGUUCUCUGCUGUCAGCAGAAUCGGUCUGGAAGCCACCAUAGUCAUGCUGCUGCUCAGCGGGGCGCUGGUCAGCGGGCCCUACGCUCUCAUCACCACCGCCGUCUCCGCCGACCUGGGGACUCAUAAAAGUCUGAAAGGAAACUCCCACGCCCUCGCCACCGUGACUGCCAUCAUCGACGGGACGGGGUCUGUGGGGGCGGCCCUGGGCCCGCUGCUGGCGGGGCUCAUCUCGCCGUCUGGAUGGCACAACGUCUUCUCCAUGCUGAUGCUCGCCGACGCCUGUGCCUUAUUGGAAAAAAGGUUAUCCGGUAAACCGUGAAAAUAAACACAGUUAAUAUGACUAAAGAUGUCACAGAAGGAACUGUGUUCGUGAGAAAAGAACAAGACUGAAAAAAGAGCUGGUGAGAUACAGAUACAAGGAAGCCGUCUGGAUGCAGCUGCAGAGAGAAAGACGAGAGUGUCAGGGAGCAGACGGGGCGGACGGCCUGGCACGGCCCACGGGGGUCCAGGAAGAACCCACUGUUGAAGGAAAAGAGCUGAGAACCAAAGCAGCCACUACAACGCCAACGCCGCGGGAAAGGGCCCAGCAGACAGCGGAUGGACCGACUCUCCAGUCACCGGCGGACUUGGCCUGGCCUGGAAAUCCAGACUGACUCCGAUAUUGACAGGAAACACACCCGAAAUGCCAGAACCCAGAAAGGACGGGGGGGAAGAUUGACAGCAGGCAGACAGCCACGGUGAGGCUGCGGGACUGGGGAGGCCAGGCGGCCACCAGGACCAGUCUUUUCAGCCCUAAAGACCAGAGACACCACCUCUUGGCGUCUCAGUGGACCAGUUUCCCCUCCUUCCAAGGCUGGACCUCGGUGAGCCCAGCAGGUCACGUGGGGACCUCAAGACCAACUGGGCUGUGACCUCACCUGGGGACCGUGACGGUGCCCGGGGACCGUGACCGCACCUCGGGGCGAGUGCAGAGCCCCGGGCCUGCCCCUCCGUCCACACUCCAUUACUCGGGGCUGCAGCCCCCUGGGCAGGCUCCUGGGAGGGCACUGCCCAGGGACAGCCACGUGUCACGUCUGAGGAGCUGGUGUCUGACCUCCAGCGUUGUCGGGGCUGCACACAGGGCAGCCCAGCCCUCUGGGAGCACUCAGCGUGUCCUUCCCUCCUUCCGCCAGAAAAUGGUUCUGUGCUGGUCCCACUGGGUGGGAUUCGUGCCGAGGACUCAGCAGGCGGCGGGCGCUGGAGGUUCGGGCUCCCGAGAGCAGAUUAUUGAACUGGAACGCGACAAUCGCCGGCAGCCUGGCCUGUAGCACCUGCCGAGUCCCCACACGCUGGCUUUGGGACACGGCCAUCGUAGGGGACCCGGGGGCUCCUCCUGAACCUUCAGCACCCUGUCUUGCAGCGCCCCGGCCUCAGGAUGGCACCGCGUGGCUGCGGGUGGUGUUAAAGCAGCCCCUCGAAGCUCUCCAGCAACACCCCCCACCUCGGGCCCGGGGGCACCCACAGCUUUCCAGGAAGCAGGACCACCUGAGCCAGGGUUUCCCUCAGGAGCCCCUGUCAAAACCUGGGCACAGCUCGCUGUGGGGGCACCGUUCUGGAGGGGCUGCCACGCUUGGGGAAGACCUAGGUCCCCGCUGCACGCAGCUCAGCUGGGGCGAUGCGGCCCGCGCUGAUCAGGACGCAUGAGCUGACUCCGCCCUCUAGGCCGUGGGCAGGAGCUGCUGAUUCAUUUACCUCGAGACCAAGGCCGAGGCCACGGACCAGCAGCGGGCUCUGGGGAGGCCUGGCCGUGCUCUCCCAGAAGCUUGCCCGUGGACCAGGGCUGCCCAAGGAUGGCUCUGCAGGCUGUCCGUGCCAAUGGCUGGUGACGGCUCGCCUGCCCUCCAGAGUCACCCGUGCAGCGCUCCAGCCUCCCCCAGUGUCUCUGUGACCGUGUCCUUCUUACUCACUUCCCCAUGUGGGCAUUUUAUGAUUGGACUGGCUUCAAGGCAGCCCUGCCCUGGGACCAGGCCCUCGGGAUGGCAGUGCCCGUGAGGCCCCCGCCGCUCCUCUGCUGAGGCUCUGAAGUCCUUCGCUUUCUGAAGAAGAGGCACCUCCACGGGGCAGCCCCCCACCCCGCCCACUAUGCACUUGAGCGCCAAGCCGGGUGGGCUCCAGCACCUCCCCGGGGACAGCACGGUGUCCGCGCAGGGUCUCCCGGUGGUGACAGUGGCCUUGUCUUUG
This is a messenger RNA of Sus scrofa (pig), 3965 nucleotides long. The record is from RefSeq and is a predicted model, not a curated record. NCBI's taxonomy places the organism in Eukaryota, Metazoa, Chordata, Mammalia, Artiodactyla, Suidae.